Messenger RNA from Naegleria lovaniensis, 1080 nucleotides. RefSeq lists its product as uncharacterized. Gene Ontology annotation, cellular component: mitochondrion. Lineage: Eukaryota; Heterolobosea; Eutetramitea; Acrasida; Naegleriidae. The record is from RefSeq and is a predicted model, not a curated record. The transcript is spliced from 4 exons. Gene Ontology annotation, molecular function: oxidoreductase activity. The coding region runs from base 1 to 1080 and encodes 359 amino acids.
AUGGCAACUACCACACGGAUAAUAACCCUCGAAGAGUUAGCAGAGCAUAAAGAAGGGCAUAAGGAUCCAUGGAUUUGUAUUGAUGGUAAAAUCUAUAGUAUUGCGGACUACAGGCACGAACAUCCAGGAGGGGAGGAUGUACUCUUUGAGGUUGCUGGUAAAGACGGCACAGAAGAGUUCAAUAAGGUUGGACACGGAAGGGAUGCCUUCUCCAGAAUGAAGGAUUUAUUGAGGGUGAAACAAAAUUUCGGAAAUGCUUCUCUUUUCAAUUAUCAAUCUUCCCAACAACAAUAUUUUCAUAGCGACAAUUCGUCAUCAUCACACACAAAUAGCUCACAUCCUGAACAAAUUCCUGCUGAAAUUAUAAAUAUUCAUCAAGAAUCUCCCAAAACAAAACGCUUUACAUUGCGAGUGAAAACCAAAACAUUACCUUUUUUCACGUUCUAUGCUGGACAAUUUAUUAAUCUUUACAUGAAUGACAUGACAGCAUCGUUUUCAAUAUCUAGUGCUCCAAAGAUGCUCUCCAAUGAAAUUGAAAUCACUGUUCAACGAAGUAAUCACCCUCUCACACAUUUACUGCAUGAUUCAAAAGUUGGAGAUUUGAUUACCAUUUCUGGACCACUAGGAAGCUUUUAUUUCAAUGUUAGUGAGAUUAGGUUUGCAAAUGCCAAACAUUUAGUUCUCAUUGCAGGUGGACUUGGUGUCACUCCCUUAAUAUCUAUUAUCAAGUACAUUUCUGGAAACAUGCUCUAUUUCUAUCAUGUCACAUUAAUAUAUUCUGCAAGUACGGUUGACGAUUUUUGUUUUGUGAACGACAUUUCCAAUAUUAUAAGAAAUUUUCAAAAUAUUAAUUGUAAACUUUUGGCCUCUACACCACCCAGCAGCUCAAUACCACAAGAAUUAGAGCCACUGUUGACAAGUGACAGAAAAAUUGAUGUCAAUUAUCUUAAAGCUAAUUUGAAUGAAGAACAACGGAAGGAAGCAUUAUUUUUUGUGUGUGGCCCAAUUAGCAUGGUUAAGGACAUUUCAGCUGCUCUCCAAGAAUUAUCUGUAGACACAGAUCGUAUUUAUCAUCAAUGA